AGAGUAGCGGUGAUGAUCGCCCCAGGAGAGGAUGAGAUCAGUGGCAGGGCUGACUUACUUCACAGUCCUCAUUCUGAUCCAACCUGCAUCGUCGGCUUGUAAGCCACGCUUGUGAUUAACAAAACUUCUAAACUGAAGACAGUGGUGAGCAACGUUCUGUUAGUUAUUAUAAACUCAAGAUAAUUUGUUAGUAGCGACAACCAGCAUCGUCCGCUUGUAAGCCACGCUUGUGAUUAUCAAAACUUCUAAACUGAAAACUGUGAAAAUGCAGAUCGGAUGUGCUAGGACAAGGUGCACCCUUCGGUUGCUUGCGGUGUUCCUCUCAGUGCUGAAGUUCACCGCGGGCUUAACUACACAGGCCAACAUCGAGAUCUUCAAUACACACAAGGCGCUGGGACAGUGUCCAACCUUCACGCCUUUGUCCACCCUCACCAAGACGGAUAUCGUAGGUAUCUGGCAUGUCUAUCAGCAGUCCGACAACUCAUUGGAAAACUCAUGGACCUGCAAAAAUCUCGUAUACAGCGCCAUCAGCAACGACUUCACCUACAAUUUUAGAGUAAACAACUUAGCCACUUCCUAUACUGGCACAUACGGCGUCAACACUGCUGGAGCCGGCAUCAUAUCUGUGGCGCUCAGAUACCAGUUGGCUCUGGGUGCGGACAGCUUUGGUAACGUGAACCAGUUCGUGGUGGCAGCGGACGCCACAAAGUACUUAAUCAUCAGAGCCUGCACUAAUUUCGGUCUCUUCAACCAACAAUACGUCUACGUACUGACGAGGCAAACAUCGCCAGACGCUAGCACCAUCACGGCCAUUAACACGGCGCUGGCCACAGCAGGCGUGCAGGCGGCUCAGCUCUACACCGUCACGCAAACGGGCUGUACAUGAUCAUUUUUCUUGUAAUCAAGUGUUAUCGUUUAUUGUUAUAAAUUUCAGCUGUUUAAUUACAUUACUAAAUAGUAAAGUUCAUUUCCUGUGAAAGCAUUAAUAGGGUAUUCGCGAUCUCCAGGAAAAAUUAGUUAUUCAUGUUGCCACAUACUGGGGCUUGGACAGAAUAAG
Molecule: messenger RNA, 1057 nt
Organism: Hyalella azteca
Lineage: Eukaryota; Metazoa; Arthropoda; Malacostraca; Amphipoda; Hyalellidae
Exons: 6
Coding region: 266-886 (206 amino acids)
Source: RefSeq, a predicted model, not a curated record